AUAUAUACAUUCAUCUCUCAUGUUUUCAACUCACGCCCAAACACAACACACACACACACACACACACAAUCUCUCUUCCUUCCUCUUCCUUCUCAACAAACAAGUUUUCUAUUUAGCGUAGUUGUCUUGUUCUCUCUCUCUCUCUCUCUUUCUCAAAAAUACACACCAAAAGUCUUGUUCCAAAAAACACACAUUUUUCUCUCCUUCAUUUCACAACACACCAUGCCUGAGGCACCUAGAGAUUACAACCUUGUUGAACAGAACAAAAAAAUCCUUGACUUCAUUGAGGAUGUUACCUCAAACGCAGACCAAGUUCAACAAAAAGUCCUCUCUGAAAUCCUCUCUCGCAAUGCAAAUGUUGAGUAUCUUAAAAGAUAUGGUCUAAAUGGUCACACAGACCGUGAUACCUUCAAAAAACUUUUGCCUGUUAUUUCCUAUGAAGAUAUUCAACCUGAUAUUGACCGCAUCUCCAAUGGUGAUACCUCUCCAAUCCUAUGCUCCAAACCCAUUUCUGAGUUUCUCACUAGCUCAGGAACAUCUGGAGGUGAGAGAAAGUUGAUGCCAACAAUUGAAGAAGAGUUAGGGAGAAGAAGUUUGUUGUAUAGCUUAUUGAUGCCAGUGAUGAGUGAGUUUGUUCCUGGAUUAGAAAAAGGGAAAGGAAUGUACCUAAUGUUUAUAAAAUCUGAGGCUAAAACACCUGGUGGAAUUGUAGCUAGACCAGUUUUAACUAGCUAUUACAAAAGUUCUUAUUUUAGAGACAGACCUUAUGACCCUUACACAAAUUACACAAGCCCAAAUGAAACUGUACUCUGUCCUGAUUCAUACCAAAGUAUGUAUUCACAGUUACUCUGUGGUCUUUGUCAAAACAAAGAAGUUUUAAGGGUUGGUGCUGUUUUUGCCUCUGGUUUUAUAAGGGCUAUUAGGUUCCUUGAGAAACAUUGGACACUUCUUUGUAAUGAUAUUAGAACUGGAACUGUUAAUCCUUUAAUUACUGACAUAACAGUAAGAGAUUCUGUUAUGAAGAUCCUUAAACCUGAUCCUAAACUUGCUGAUUUUAUUGAAACUGAGUGUAGUAAAAGUUCUUGGCAAGGUAUAAUUACUAGGUUGUGGCCAAAUACUAAGUAUGUUGAUGUUAUUGUGACAGGAACAAUGUCACAGUAUAUUCCUAUUUUGGAUCAUUAUAGCAAUGGUUUACCACUUGUUUGCACUAUGUAUGCUUCAAGUGAGUGUUACUUUGGUGUUAAUUUGAACCCUCUUUGUCAACCUAGUGAAGUGUCUUAUACACUUAUUCCUACUAUGUGUUACUUUGAGUUUUUGCCUGUUAAUAGAAGUAAUGGUGUCACUGAUUCUCUUCACACACCUAGAUCUCUUAAUGAGAAAGAGCAGAAAGAGUUGGUUGAACUUGUUGAUGUCAAACUUGGUCAAGAAUAUGAACUUGUUGUCACUACUUAUGCUGGACUAUACCGUUAUCGAGUUGGUGAUGUGCUGAAAGUAGCUGGAUUCAAGAACAAAGCACCACAAUUCAACUUCAUAUGCAGGAAGAAUGUUGUAUUGAGCAUUGAUUCUGACAAAACUGAUGAAGUCGAGCUUCAAAAUGCAAUGUCGAAUGCUGUGACACAUUUAGUGCCAUUCGAUGCAACUGUGUCGGAAUACACUAGCUAUGCAGACACAACAUCAAUCCCUGGACACUAUGUCCUAUACUGGGAACUCACACUGAACAAAUCAACACAAAUUCCACCUUGUGUUUUUGAAGAUUGCUGCUUAACAAUCGAAGAAUCGCUCAACAGUGUUUAUCGACAGGGCCGUGUCUCAGACAAAUCAAUUGGUCCACUUGAGAUCAAGAUUGUUGAACAGGGUACUUUUGAUAAGCUAAUGGACUAUGCCAUUAGUUUAGGUGCUUCAAUCAAUCAGUAUAAGACACCAAGGUGUGUGAAGUUUGCACCUGUUGUUGAACUCUUGAACUCAAGGGUAAUGUCAAGCUACUUUAGUCCUAAAUGUCCAAAAUGGGUUCCUGGUCACAAACAAUGGAUCAAUCAGAAUUGAAAUUGAAUAAUUGUAAUAAUAAUCUAAAAGGGUCUUUAGCUACAUUAUUAUUUUGUGGUUGUUGGUACUUAGUAACUUUUCAUGGCAGUUCAUGUGAACUGUUUUUAUGGCCAUUAUGUUAGGGAGAAGAAGAAGAAGAAGAAAAAAUUUAAUCACUCUAUUUAGGUUAAUUCCAUGUUUAAAGACUUCUUUAGUUCAAUUCUUCUCUCAUUUUCCAUCUCACUUUUUUUCUUAGUUCUUGUUAUUAGUAACUUGUUGCAUAGUGAAGUGAAUCUAGCCACUGUAAAAAGCAAUUUCUCUUUGAAAGAAAGCUGUUUUGUCUUUUUUAUCAUCA
Molecule: messenger RNA, 2377 nt
Organism: Trifolium pratense (red clover)
Lineage: Eukaryota; Viridiplantae; Streptophyta; Magnoliopsida; Fabales; Fabaceae
Product: indole-3-acetic acid-amido synthetase GH3.6
Exons: 3
Coding region: 223-2043 (606 amino acids)
Cellular component (GO): cytoplasm
Molecular function (GO): indole-3-acetic acid amido synthetase activity
Source: RefSeq, a predicted model, not a curated record